AUGUCACUGCUAGCCCCAGCACAGCGCCUCGCCUCUGCUGCUGCUCUAAAGCCGCAGUAUCUUUUUGCUGCUGCUGCUACUUGUUGCUGCUGCCGAACAGCAUGGCUGCAGCAGAAGCAAGCACUGCUGCAGCAGCUGCAGCAGCAGCACCAGCAGCAGCAGAGAAGGUGCUUCAGCACCUUCAGCCGCUUCACUAGGCACACACCGCAACCCUCACCAGCAGCAGCAGCAGCAGCAGCAGCAAAUGCAACAGCAACAACUGCAGCGGCACCGGCUAGCCGGUUCUCUCGCCGCCCAGUCCCUCCACUGCAGCAGCAGCAGCAAUCGGAGCAGCAGCAGCAGCAGCAGCAGCAGCAGCAACCACAGCAGCAGCAGCAGCAGCAAAGUGUACCCCCUUUGUCUCUCUCUGAGGCACUAUACUUAGCUAAAGAAGGAGGCUACUACACAGUAAAAGAACUGCAGAAGAUUAUACUGACCUCCCCCUCAUUCUCCUCAGAUGCGUCUCCCUUCUUGCUGGAGAACGUGUUUAGUUCGCUGGGAUCGGACGAUCCCGAGGACCCCACAACUCUAGCAGAUGAUUUGCAAGAAGAAGAGACAGCAGAAAAAGAGGGGGGUCGAUCGAGUCGGAUCAUCUGUCCCGCUGCGUGGGGUCCUCUGUCAGGUGCUUGGGAUCGUGUGUUCUUGUCUGGGAUCGUGCGUGUGUGCGGUCGUGAGGAGGUGUACACCCGUUGGGCAUAUAUAUCCAGUCGCCUUGAGGUGCUGCAGCCGCUGCAGGUAGCAGGUGCUGCAGGUUUAUUCGAUGUAGAUAUCCAUGUAAGAGGGGGGGGCCCCUCAGGGCAAGCUGGUGCUGCACGCCUGGCAGUGGCUAGGGCCCUUGUUGAGGCUUGUGAAGACUGCCAGCCAGAGCUGCAGGAAGCAAUGAUGUUGUACGAGGACACGCGGCAGCGGAUGCCGAAGAUGCCCGGAAGAAUGAAGGCGCCUUGCAUACCAUUCAGAAGGAGACAGCAGCAGCAGCAGCAGCAGCAGCAGCAGCAGCAGCUGCAGCUGCAACAGAAGCACCAGAAGCAACAGAUAGAGCAACUGCAGCUAAAGCAAGAGCUACAAAAACACCAGCAGCAGCAACAGCAGCAGCAGCUGCAGCAGCAACAGCAGCAGCAGCAGCCUGUAGAGCCUGUGCAUACAGGAGGAGACAAAUGGAGUAGGGUCUCCUUUCUGCAGCAGCUGCAGCUAGCUGCUGCAUAUGUGCUGAUGCUGUGGCUAAGCAAUAGCUGCUUAGCUGUCUCCUCACUUUCUUCUUAUCAGAUUGCUCGCUGCUCUGCUGUCCCUGUCUCUUUGCUGCUAGAGAUAUUAAGUGUUUUGCCCUCCUCAGCAGCAGCAGCAGCAGCAGCAGCACCAGACACAGACGCAACAGCAACAGCUGCAGCAACUGACAAAGAAGCAGCAGCAGCAGCACCGCACACAGAAGAAGCAGCAGCAACAGACAUACAAGCAGCAACACCAGCAACAGCAGAUACAGAAGCAGCAGCAGAUACCUCAGCAGAACCCUCAAAGGCGAGGACAGCGGCUACGCCGGCAUCAGCAGCAGCAGCAGCAGCAGCAACAGCAGCAGCAGCACUUGAGGGUAGCCGUCUAUAUCUGCUGCAUCGAAUAAAGACAAAAGGAGACAAUAUGAAGCAAAAAGCGCAGCAAGUCGGCCACUGGCGUAUUAUUUCUGCUGUUGCUGUUGCUGCUGGUGUUGCUGUUGCUGCAGCAGACGGUAGGGGUCUUGAUAUGCAUGCAGCGAUGCUCGGUGUUGCUGCUUCUGCUGCUGGUGCGGUGUAUAUGCACCUCGCUAAGGAUCUCCUCCACAAACAAGCAGGAGCUGCUACAGCAGCAGCAGCAGCAGCUGCAGCUGCUGCUGCUGCAGCUGCAGCUGCUGCUGCUGCGGCGGCGGCUACAAGAACUGCUGCCCCACUACCAGCAGCAGCAGAAGCACAAGCAGCAGCAGCGCAAACACCUCCUACCCAAGCAACAGCAAGUGCAGCAGAAGCAGAAGCAGCAGCACAGCAGCAGCAGCAGCAACACAGCAGCAGCAGCAGCAGCAGCAGCAGCAGCAGCACAGAGGACACAAGGGAGAUUCAGGAGAAGCUGGAGGUGAUAUUAGCGCUGCGUGUUGCUGCUGUCGGUGCUUUGCUGCUGUUUGUUCUUGCUGCAUUCAGUCGCGAGCCUGUGCUGCUGCUGCAGCGGCUGCAGCAGCAGCAGCAGCAGCCGCAGGCGCAGCAGCAAGAGCAGCAGCAGACUGUGGAUUUGAUGCUUAAGGAGACUGUCUCCUUUAGCUUGCUGCGUAGCGGGUUUUACUAA
This is a messenger RNA of Eimeria acervulina, 2340 nucleotides long. Its product is annotated as ribosomal protein S9 domain-containing protein, putative. Gene Ontology annotation, cellular component: ribosome; mitochondrial small ribosomal subunit. The record is from RefSeq and is a predicted model, not a curated record. The transcript has 8 exons. Lineage: Eukaryota; Apicomplexa; Conoidasida; Eucoccidiorida; Eimeriidae. The coding region runs from base 1 to 2340 and encodes 779 amino acids. Gene Ontology annotation, molecular function: RNA binding; structural constituent of ribosome. Gene Ontology annotation, biological process: translation.